CAAGGAAAUAAGGAGAGAGGAAAGGAAAGAAAAGACCUGGGCCCUCUGCCUCUCUGAACGCUGGCAGGCAUCUGUCAGUGAUGAAAGAUGACUGUUGGAUGGGCAACCAAGAGUGUCCAAAAGGGCAAGACUUUCCACGUGGAAGGAGUUAUUUUUCAGACACCCAAACUGCCUUUACAGCAAAGUUAAGUAGCCCCAUUAUCAUCAGAAUUAUACAGUUCUUCCCCACCUUCCUUCAUGUCUGUCCCUCACUCCAGACAUCAUAAACCGCCCUGUCCUUCGCAGUAAAAUGGUUGGUUUUCUCAACCAAAGAGAUACCAACCGCAGUGAUAAAUGAGGUGAGAAGAAAGGAAGUCAAAACAUGAUUGCGAUAAAGCAUUCAGAAGAGAGAACAAGUGCUCCCAAAGUGCAGAUUCACUGCACUUCAGUUGGGCUGUGAAGUCCUGUGUGGGCUCGAGAUAAGGAUUGGCUGUGGUGAGCGAGGUGGAGAGGAUGAGUUGACUGGGAUAUCCACUGCAAAAUUCCUUCCUCACAAGUCAUGCGGAGAAACCCCUUUGGUGUGGACAUCUGCUGCCGGAAGGGGUCUCGAAGCCCCCUGCAGGAACUCUACAACCCAACUCAACUGGAGCUCUCCAACACCAAUAUCCUGCACCAGAUGAGGCGUGACCAGGUCACGGACACCUGUCGCGCCAACAGCGCCCUGAGCCGCAAGCGGCGCGUGCUGACCCCCAACGACCUGAAGCACCUGGUGGUGGACGAGGACCACGAGCUCAUCUACUGCUACGUGCCCAAGGUCGCGUGUACCAACUGGAAGCGGCUCAUGAUGGUGCUCUCGGGCCGGGGCAAGUACAGUGACCCCAUGGAGAUCCCGGCCAACGAGGCGCACGUGUCAGCCAACCUCAAGACCCUGAACCAGUACAGCAUCCCGGAAAUCAACCACCGCUUGAAAAGCUACAUGAAGUUCCUGUUCGUGCGGGAGCCCUUUGAGCGCCUGGUGUCGGCCUACCGCAACAAGUUCACGCAGAAAUACAACACGUCCUUCCACAAGCGCUACGGCACCAAGAUCAUCCGGCGCCAGCGCAAGAAUGCCACCCAGGAGGCGCUGCGCAGGGGUGACGAUGUCAGGUUCGAGGAGUUUGUGGCCUAUCUCAUCGACCCACACACACAGCGCGAGGAGCCUUUCAACGAGCACUGGCAGACAGUGCACUCGCUCUGCCACCCGUGCCACAUCCACUACGACCUCGUGGGCAAGUAUGAGACGCUGGAGGAGGACUCGAACUACGUCCUGCGGCUGGCGGGCGUGGGCAGCUACCUGAAGUUCCCCACCUAUGCCAAGUCUACGAGAACUACUGACGAAAUGACCACAGAGUUCUUCCAGAACAUCAGCUCAGAGCACCAAACGCAGUUGUAUGAAGUCUACAAACUCGAUUUUUUAAUGUUCAAUUACUCAGUGCCAAGCUACCUGAAAUUGGAAUAAAGGGGGUGGGAGAGGGAGAGGAUCGUGCUUUUUAAUUUAAGAUUUUUAUUUGUCAAAAGAAUUAUAUGGAUAUUGGGUUAUUUUGUAAAGUAAUAUUUCUUUGGGGAUGAUGCUGCGAGCAGCAUGGUGAGAAUUAUUUAAAAUCCUUAGUAGGGAAGGACGGCUGUCUUUGCAAGAGAAUAGGAUGGUGUCCUUGUGUUUAGACGUAAAUACCUACCUGCAACACUGUCUUAAAGGUUUCCUUGUGCUCUGGUGAAUUCCAUGAAUUGUGCAUCCCAUAAAUUCUAAUUAAUAUUAUUUAUAGUUAUUUAAACAUGGUCUCUGUAUAGAUUUCUUUUUGUGGCAGCAAGAUUCAAAUGUCUUUGCAGAAGAAAUGUGUGUUUUGUUCUACGCUUGCUACAGCUCAUUUGGGGGCGUGAAUGUUCUCCUUACUAACCGCUCAGAGAGUGAACUGUGAUAACAGCCAUUGUGAUGUCUGUUGAUGCCACCAUUCUUGGAAGUCUGUGAGAAAUAAAUAGAGAAAGGCACCUUUGCAGGGGACCAUUCCAAACAGAUUCCGAGCAACCCAAGAGUCCCUCGCACUAAGAAAAAAUGUGAUUUUUUUUUUUUAACCCAAGGAGAAGAGCUGAUUAUAGCUUUUUUUUUUUUUCUUCUUUUUUUUUUCACCAGAAUUAGCAGUCUGAUAGAAUAGGCUUUUCUACGAAAUUUUUAACUGGCACUGCCAGUUGUGAUGGUGAAGUGGCUGUUGCUUUAUAGUCAACAAGUAUUUGUUGAACAACUACUCUGUGCCAGGCCUAAAUGUAGGCCCUGGGGAUAGAGCAUUUAACAAAACCAGUAGUCUCGGCCCUCAAGAAUCUUUAUGUGGACGCAGUAUCCAUCUCAACAAUUAGCAAACCCCUCAUAUUCAUGGACUAGACAUGAGGUCCAGACCAUUUUAAACAACCCCAAAAGGUCCAUGACCCCUACAAAUUUGCAUUUUCCUCUGGCCCAAAUUUUGAAAACCCCACACUGAGAACAGGCCACUUAACUUGGUGAGUGAUCCAGGCUCACCGUCCAACACGGGAGAAGACAGAGUGUUUCCCAUCAUGUGCGCUCCCGUGUACUGGGGAAGCCCUGGGACCAGACCCGCCGGGCACAGCAUGCAAGGGUGGGAAGGGGACCUUCACCAAGCGCCUCCUGUCACAUCAGCCUCCGCGUGGGAGUGUUCUCUCCUCUGCUGCGGAAAGCGUGAGAGGCUGCAGCAGGCCUCGCACACCCGCGGUUGGCGGUCGCCCCGCACUCCUCCUCUGGCCAAGGUCACAGCAGGAUCCACUCACUGCACAUGCACACGUGCUCCAGAGCCUGCAGAGGCCGAGGCCAUGGGCACCGUGGCGAGCACCAUGCACAAGCAGCAAGGACAGCCUUCCGUGGCUGGACCCCACGCCCCCCUUUCCACCCGAAGGCCAGGAACACUCCUGUUCCUCACUCAUUACCAUCUGCACAUGCUUCUCACUUCUGGCCAUGGUGAUGCCUCAGUUGAAGUUUGAGCCACAUCCCUCUUACAGCUAGUGAAUGAAUUGGUAGCAAAUCCUGUAUAUAAUAAUAAUUACAGUUCUAAUAAUAGGGGGUGGGGUGGGAGGGGGUGUGGGUAAGUUUUGCUUUUUGUUUUGUUUUUGAUGCAGUAUAUAGCGAAAGGGUGAGAAUAUUCUAAACAAACGAAUAAUUUAUUCACAGAAACUAUUAAAGUUGUAAAACUCACGACCAGCUCAGCAGCAGCGGCCGCAUCUCACCUAGAAUAUGGUUUUAUUGAAUUUGAGUGAGGUGUGUGCGGGAGAAGGGGGCCAAAGCUUCUGAUAAAAUGUGUACCUUCUUCCAAGCUCACUCCCCUUUGUGAAGGACACAGUGACUGUGCCCUCCACGGACAGAGAUGAUGCCGUGUCUUUUACUGAAUAGAGUGACAGACCUCAGCUGUCCCUGGAAUUGGGGGUCUGGGCCCUGUUUGCAGGCAGGGGACACUGUCCUCAGAAAUAGGGCUUCUGCUAAUGAAACACUGUGCAGCGUUUCCUGACAUGUGCCCCACAGAACAGAGAUUCUCAGGAGAUGUGAAGUCAGUGUGAUGCAAAAAAAAAAAAAAAAAAAAAAGAAAGAAAAGGCAUUUGAGGUCAAAUAUCCUUGGGAAACAAACCAAUUUCCCUCUACAGGACUUUUCAGAGCCUUAGGUGUGCGCUGUACAUUAUGAACCCCAAAAGCAUCCUUGAGUUGGUAGCAUUUCCUGAACUUAUGUGACCAGGAUACUCUGUUUUGCAGAUUUCACAGAGACGUUCCACAGAAUACACUUGAGUUAGGUCGAUUUAGCGUAUCCGAGAUCGUCGAGGAUAAAACAACUUCCCUGACCCUUCUACAAAACAAAACAAUAAAACAGCAUCCAUCUGGUUUGUAGCAACAGAGGUACUUUAUCAAACGAAUUAAACUUUUACUUAAGUGCAAUGGUUUUAGCCCUGGAUACCACCCUAGGCAAUCCUGCAUCCCUCCCGAAGGGAGCUGGAGGUUGUCUGGGGUGGGUGGGGGGGCAUAAGACCCCAGAGUCGCCCCCUAACUCCUCAAGGUUGCCUAGGUUGCCUUGAGGAGCGCUCCUUCAAUUCCAGAGUUUGGAAUAGUUCACCAUGUGCUUUGGUUUUCCGAUGGGAAGUCCGUGGGUUUAGCCGAGUUCUGCGUUCCCGCCACCGUCUUAGGUGGGUGGGGUUGGGUGUGCUCGCUUGUGUCACGGGCAGGGUGCCCGCCUUCACCUGCCCCUCCCAGCAGAGAAAGACUGUCCUCACAGGACAAUACGUCCGUGUAGCUCUGCAACGAGGGACUUUCUCCUUGUGUUUUAUGUUCACAUUUUAUUUUGUAAUGGCAUAAAAACUUAAAAAAAAAAUUGAAUCAACUGUUUGGCAGAAUGUAGAAAAAAUUCUGUGUCCUUGGUGUAAAAGAAUCCAUGGGUAAAAAUGUGCCUGGGAAGCAAAAGCUUGUGUUUCUGUUUUUUUGGUUUUUCUUUUUUAAAGAAAACUGUUUGAAAAUGCUUUUCAUUGCAUGCUUAGCUGGAGAAAAGUACAGGCAGAUGUCCCAUCUCCAAGCCACUUUUCAAAGGUGCUGCUGUGUUUUUAAAACCAGGUACAUUUAGGGUAGUAUUUACAAGGACAUCCCUGCUUAGCCUAUCCCUUUGGUUAGAAAACUCUAGAAUAUUAGCCACAGGGUCUGAAUUCCUGCAGCUUCUCUGGACCACCCUCCUGCCCCGCCUCCCCAGCCGGUCUGGGAAGAUGGCAGUCUAUUGACCUGUGGCCUCUCCGUGGGGACCUUCCUCCCUGGCCACCCGGUGAGCUUCACCCCCCUGGUAGCAAAGGUGUGGCAGCACUAGAGCUACUUCCUGCCGGACGAAGCUCCCGGAGAAAAGCCACUGGCGCAGUUAGCUGGUGGGGUUGGGACCCCACAGGAGAACAGGUGCAAGGCCCUGCGCUCACCUAGCAAGAGGCCAAGGGUCAGGGUCCUCCUGGCUGGUGUCAGGCGCCUCUCGAAGACACCCCCCCCCCACCCCUACGAUCCAGGCUGCACUGGCCUAUGCCAUCCUGGGGACCAGACCUUCCCUGGCCCCCUCCUGGGUCAGCGGGACUGACCUCAUGGCACCCCCACCCCCAUUUCUAACACCAGCGCUCCUUCCAGCCUUUUUUCAUCGACUGACUGGGCCCCACGAAUAGGCUGCAGGCCCACAAGCACCAACUUGCCCCUCGGUGGUUGACAGGCCAAUUUUGGUUUGCUGCUCUUGGUCAGUACAGAAGGGGCUGCCCGUGCUACUUUCCAGUGAGCAUGCUCAUUGUGGUGUUUGCACAUACAACUUAACAUCUUCGUGGAGUGUGAGUUUUAUUUUUUACAUAUUUGUAUGCAGUAGAGGGCUUGUUUUAGAAAACUCUCCCUGUAUCUUACUGUACUGUUCAAGAAAGCUGAAUUCCACAUUGCCAACAGAAGCGUGAAAUGUUCAUGAACCUUCCUCCAGGAAAAGCCAUUCAAGCCUGAUUAUUUUUCUAAGUAACUUCAAUUAAAUUGAAGAAAAAAAGAA
This is a messenger RNA of Canis lupus familiaris (dog), 5549 nucleotides long. RefSeq names its product carbohydrate sulfotransferase 11 (gene CHST11). Gene Ontology annotation, cellular component: membrane. Gene Ontology annotation, molecular function: sulfotransferase activity. Gene Ontology annotation, biological process: carbohydrate biosynthetic process; proteoglycan biosynthetic process. The transcript is spliced from 4 exons. The coding region runs from base 539 to 1477 and encodes 312 amino acids. NCBI's taxonomy places the organism in Eukaryota, Metazoa, Chordata, Mammalia, Carnivora, Canidae. The record is from RefSeq and is a predicted model, not a curated record.